This is a messenger RNA of Cokeromyces recurvatus, 890 nucleotides long. Its product is annotated as thioredoxin-like protein. Gene Ontology annotation, cellular component: cytosol. Bases 113 to 724 code for a protein of 203 amino acids. Gene Ontology annotation, biological process: cellular response to stress; hydrogen peroxide catabolic process; response to oxidative stress. NCBI's taxonomy places the organism in Eukaryota, Fungi, Mucoromycota, Mucoromycetes, Mucorales, Mucoraceae. Gene Ontology annotation, molecular function: thioredoxin peroxidase activity. The transcript has 2 exons. The record is from RefSeq and is a predicted model, not a curated record.
UCUUUUUUUAUUUUAUAAUAUUUUAUAAACAUAUUUAUUCCCUUCUUUAUUUAAUAAUAACAAAAUAAAAAAAAUGGGUAAGAAGACAUAAAAAAAAAACAAUAGUAUUUAUAUGUUAGAUAACUUACAUUGUUCUAUAGUCGCUCAAGUUCAAAAGCCUGCACCCAACUUCACUGCUCCUGCUGUUGUUGAUGGUGAAUUCAAAGAUAUUUCCCUCUCUGAUUACAAGGGAAAAUAUGUCGUCUUCUUCUGGUAUCCUAUGGAUUUCACCUUUGUUUGUCCUACUGAAAUUUUAGCUUUCUCUGAUCGUAUCAAGGAAUUUGAAGCUUUGGAUGUUGCUGUCAUUGGUGCCUCUACUGAUUCUGAAUUCUCUCAUCUUGCCUGGAUCAACACACCUCGUAAGCAAGGUGGUCUUGGUAAUAUGAACAUUCCUCUUUUGGCUGAUAAGACAAAGGCUAUUGCUCGUGAAUAUGGUGUUCUCCUUGAAGAUGUUGGUAUUGCUCUUCGUGGUCUUUUCAUUAUUGAUCCUAAGGGUAUCGUUCGUCAAAUUACUAUCAACGAUUUACCUGUCGGUCGUUCUGUUGAUGAAGUCAUUCGUUUGAUUGAGGCCUUCAAGUUUACUGAUGAAUACGGAGAGGUCUGUCCUGCUAACUGGAAGGCAGGUGAAAAGACCAUUAAGCCUGAUGUUGAAAAGUCCAAGGAAUUCUUUGAAGCUGUCAACUAAAGCAUAAUACACAAAAAAAAAAAAGAUAACAAAAUUUGUAUAUAAAGAAAUAAUAUUUGUACACAACAUAUAUGAACAAAAAUAUUUAUUUUAGAUUAGAUAUUAUCGCCUAUUGCAAUAUUUUAAAAAAAAAAAUAUGCAAAAUUUAUUAAUAAAGUUUUCAUAU